Penicillium griseofulvum is the source of this 1443-nucleotide messenger RNA. Its product is annotated as exosome non-catalytic core subunit SKI6. The transcript has 5 exons. The record is from RefSeq and is a predicted model, not a curated record. NCBI's taxonomy places the organism in Eukaryota, Fungi, Ascomycota, Eurotiomycetes, Eurotiales, Aspergillaceae. Gene Ontology annotation, cellular component: cytoplasmic exosome (RNase complex); nuclear exosome (RNase complex); membrane. Gene Ontology annotation, molecular function: copper ion transmembrane transporter activity. The coding region runs from base 1 to 1443 and encodes 480 amino acids. Gene Ontology annotation, biological process: rRNA catabolic process; poly(A)-dependent snoRNA 3'-end processing; U4 snRNA 3'-end processing.
AUGCCGCUGGAUACCUCGACAACAUAUCCCCUGACGCGGCUGCGCCUUGACGGUCGCCGCUGGAACGAGCUCCGCCUACUUCAAAGCCAGAUCUCAACCAACCCCGCCAGCUCUGGCUCUUCAUACCUAUCCAUGGGCAACACAUCAAUCAUGUGCUCUGUCCACGGUCCCGCCGAGGGUCGCCGAGGAGAUGGCGGAGGCGGCGCAGCGGGUAGUGGCCACGCAGUAGUGGAAGUAGACGUCAAUGUCGCCGGAUUCGCCGGUGUAGAUCGCAAGCGGAGAGCCGGUGGAAGUGAUAGACAAUCAUCGCGAAUUGCUACAACCCUCCGCUCAGCCUUCCAGUCUCACCUCCACACCUACCUCUACCCCCACAGCACAAUCAGUAUCCAUGUCUCCGUUCUCUCUGCCGAUGGCUCAUUGCUCGCCGCGGCUAUCAAUGCCUGUACCCUAGCGCUUGUGGACGCUGGAAUCCCCAUGCCAGGACUACUCACUGGCUGCACUGCCGGUAUGAGCGGUAGCGCCUCUACACCGCGUGAUCCGCGACAUGACGAGCUUGAUCCACUGCUGGAUUUGUCACUUCCAGAAGAACAAGAACUACCUUCGCUUACUGUUGCGACGACGACGGCAGUACCUGUUGGCGAGAACAAUAUGGAUGAAGACGAUGAGGCUAUGAAGGUGUGUGUGCUUACUAUGGAGUCUAAGGUUCACGCUACGUACCUUGACACAAUGUUGGCGGUCGGGAUCGAUGGGUGCAUCAACAUGGAUAUGCACGGAAUGGACAUGCCAAUGGCCACAACGACAACCUCUGCAGCCAUGUCCAGCGCUACAGGAAUGAAAAUGGGUGGCAUGAGCAUGGGAGGUAGCUGCAAAAUCUCGAUGCUCUGGAACUGGUACACCGUCGACGCAUGCUUCCUCGCCCGAUCAUGGCACAUAACCUCCCGCGGCAUGUUCGCCGGCUCAUGCAUCGGAGUAAUCUGUCUAGUCCUAAGUCUCGAAUUUCUCCGCCGUCUAGGCCGAGAAUAUGACUCGUUCAUUGUGCGUCGAGCACGUCUUCGAAGACUCUACAUGUCUUCCAACCCUCAAUCAGCCUCCAACGUCCCGCUACGAAGUGAAGAUACCAAUACCACCAAAGCCGGUAACUGCUGCAAUGCGGAUUCUACCUUCACAGACGACGACAUUACUCCCGCGGGUCCGCAGAACGGCACGAAGCAGUCUGCAUCGACUAAUGUCGUUGGCGUGAAGGAGAGUCUUGCUCCGUAUCGGCCAUCGCUUGUUGAGCAUACCGUGCGGUCGUUGAUGCAUAUGGCGCAGUUUGCGGUUGCGUAUAUCAUCAUGUUGUUGGCUAUGUAUUUCAAUGGGUACAUUAUUAUUUGUAUCUUCAUUGGGGCUUUCCUGGGGGCGUUUAUCUUUUCCUGGGAGCCGGUUGAUUUGAAUAAGGAGUAA